AUGUUCUCGACAUUAGUGAUUCACGACUGUGGAACUGUUGACGGGGAGCUGAUAACGGUCACUCUCAAAGCUUCGCCCUCGUUCCCUGGUGCUGUCUGGUAUCAGGAAGACUGGGAUCAGCCUGUUCCUGCCACAUGGGGACCGAAGGACGUCUCCGCUUUUGACGAGACCCUCGAGCUCAGGCUUGUAGGCCGAAUCUCAGAGGGCCGAAUCGGUGUAGCUUACAUCGCAAAGGUCGUCUCUGCAACGCGCAAUGGCGCCGACGUCAGGACAACACUCCCGCCCACCCUGUGCCUCAAAUUCGCAAAGCCCGAAUUCAGUCGUAGCCUCGCGAGGGAGGCGUGGGUCUACGAACAGCUGGAGUCUCUUCAGGGUACCUCUGUGCCCAGUUCCUUUGGGUUCUACGCGUCCACUGCAGCAGAACAGCCCUCUUUCCCCAACCUCGAAUUUGAGCCGUGGAGGAACAGGGAGGUGUUGUUCGAGGACACAGACAAGGUCCCGAGUAACAUCGACGAAUAUGCAUCCCCGGACUGGCUGACCGACGAUGUGCCCGAGUAUUACGACGAAGGGACGUUUGGCGACCCGCUCUACAAGUUGAAUUCGCCCUGGUUCGAGUGGGCUCGCCUUCCCGACAACCCAACCAUCUCGGUACUUGUCCUCGAGCUGCUUGGGGAAGCCUGUACUGGGGUAAAAACCGCUGCCGACAAGCAGGCUAUCAAGGAAGUAAUGGACGACUUGGCGGAAGCUGGCGUGCUGCAUGACAACAUCACCCCGUGGAACACGCUCGCAUUCAAACCCUCGUCGCACGGUGAGGCUCGCCUAUGCCCUCGACACAAUGUCGUCCAUCCCUGGAGGAUAAUCGACUUUGAUCGUUCAAGGAUGGUAAAUCCCAAAAACCUGGGCGAGCUUGGCAAACGUCGCAUUGCGAAUACCGAGCGCAGACUGAACCGUGCAGUGGCCUUCCAGUUUUGGUGCUGGAAUUAA
Coprinopsis cinerea okayama7#130 is the source of this 984-nucleotide messenger RNA. RefSeq names its product protein kinase subdomain-containing protein PKL/ccin3. NCBI's taxonomy places the organism in Eukaryota, Fungi, Basidiomycota, Agaricomycetes, Agaricales, Psathyrellaceae. The transcript has 2 exons. The record is from RefSeq and is a predicted model, not a curated record. The coding region runs from base 1 to 984 and encodes 327 amino acids.